CAGACCGCGAUCGGAAGCAGAAAGUUUUGGAGCUUACGGCGAGCUAGCUCGGUAGCUACCUCUGUCGGAAUUUUGGACACUUUAAAAUAAGACUAAGCUUAACAAUAAAGCCAAGCACAGUAAUUAUGAGAGGGUUAAUAUGCUGAACUGGAUCUGGAAUCAAGCCGCACAAGUUGGAAGCAAAUGUGAAAUGCCUGUCAGUCGACACAACUGUGGGCUCUGAUUGGCUACCGUGGCAUGAUGGCGACGCAGUUUAGCAUCGAUGACGCCUUCUCAUUGGAGGGGGAGGAGGAAGGGGGCGGGGUUGGCAGGGAGAAAGACGGAUGGAAAGGGCGAGAGAAGGACAGAGAGGGGGGAGACGGGGGCUCGAUGAGCUUCGGACCUCUCUCCUUUUCCAAGCCCCAGAGUCUCGCCUCCACCGCGGCCAGCACGCCAGAGCACAGCAGCCUUAAGUACCAGAAUCUGGAAAAUGAAGAAGUCUUGGGCAGCAGUGGAAACUCUUCUUUUAAUAACUUCUUCAAGAUCAGUGACCCCGCGACUCUGUCCUACUGCAGCUCUCAGUGGUCUUUCAGCACACUGAGCUCCGUGACCCAGCUCUCUGCCCACUGCUGCAGCUGGACGUCCCACCCCCUGGUGAAGAAGAACAGGAGGGUUGUUCUGGCCUCCUUCCUCCUCCUCGUCACUGGAGUGGCUCUGAUUUUCACAGGAAUUGUGAUACAGCUAAACCCACAAGCAGGUGUCUCCAGUGCCAUUUUCUUUCUGCCUGGAUUCCUGCUCUUCAUUCCUGGUGUAUACCAUGUGAUCUAUAUCACCUGUGCAGUAAGAGGACGAAGAGGAUUCAAGUUCUUCUACCUGCCCUAUUUUGAGAAGUGACCUUUGACCUCACACCCCCCAUCACCAAUGUGAUGAAUUCCACCUAUCAGUGCCAAGAAAAUGAUGCCACUUGUGGAACAUUAAUCCCUCCCCUUAAGUACUGACCACUACUAACCCCAAACCACUGUGUACUUCAAUGUGCUUCCAAUUACUAUGCAAAAGAAGGACUUUGAUUUGUUUUUUUGUUUUAUGUUAUUAAUUACUGUGACACUACAAUAAAUCUGUUUUGUAUAUUACUUUUAAAA
Molecule: messenger RNA, 1118 nt
Organism: Megalops cyprinoides (Indo-Pacific tarpon)
Lineage: Eukaryota; Metazoa; Chordata; Actinopteri; Elopiformes; Megalopidae
Gene: tmem134
Product: transmembrane protein 134
Exons: 8
Coding region: 238-873 (211 amino acids)
Source: RefSeq, a predicted model, not a curated record